This is a messenger RNA of Pseudophryne corroboree (corroboree frog), 1876 nucleotides long. RefSeq names its product homeobox A7 (gene HOXA7). Lineage: Eukaryota; Metazoa; Chordata; Amphibia; Anura; Myobatrachidae. The record is from RefSeq and is a predicted model, not a curated record. Gene Ontology annotation, molecular function: DNA-binding transcription factor activity, RNA polymerase II-specific; RNA polymerase II cis-regulatory region sequence-specific DNA binding. Gene Ontology annotation, biological process: regulation of transcription by RNA polymerase II; anterior/posterior pattern specification. The transcript is spliced from 2 exons. The coding region runs from base 136 to 798 and encodes 220 amino acids. Gene Ontology annotation, cellular component: nucleus.
CACGUGCAGGAGGCAGCUCAGUGCAAAAGAAAAUGGGGUUUUGUGUAAAUCUGGGGGCUUAAUGUUAUCAUAUAUCAAGCUACCUCGUAAAACCGACACUGAAGCCUACCGGACAACAAAUCACAGGUCAAAAAUAUGAGUUCCUCAUAUUAUGUGAAUGCUCUUUUCAGCAAAUAUACGGCUGGGGCUUCUCUCUUCCAAAACACAGAGCCCACUUCUUGUUCCUUUACUACCAAUUCCCAGAGAGGCAGCUAUGGAGCCGCCAGUGGUCAUUUUGCAGCAUCAAUGCCCGGUCUGUACAAUGUGAACAGUGCACUUUAUCAGAACCCCUUCUCUGGAUACAGCCUGGGCUCAGACGCUUAUAAUCUACAUUGCUCCACGUUUGAUCAGAACAUUCCGGUGCUCUGCAGUGACCUGGCCAAGGCAGGCUGUGACAAGGCGGAUGAAUCUUCCCUGCACUCCCAGGCUGACAGUAAUUUCCGCAUAUACCCUUGGAUGAGGUCCUCAGGUAUGGGCCCAGACAGGAAGAGGGGUCGGCAGACGUACACCCGCUACCAGACCCUCGAACUAGAAAAAGAAUUUCACUUUAACCGCUACCUAACCCGCAGGAGGAGGAUAGAAAUCGCACACGCUUUGUGUCUGACGGAAAGGCAAAUCAAGAUCUGGUUCCAAAACCGAAGGAUGAAAUGGAAAAAGGAGCAUAAGGAAGACGCUACCUCUACCCCCGAUGCUGAGGAGCAGACUCCUGCUCCCACUACUACUUCUUCUGAUGAGGAUAAAGUGAAGGAGGACGAGUAGACUGUGGCUGAGUAGUAGCAUGGACUGUGAAAGCUAUUUGGAAACAUUUGUCUGAAUGUGUUUUUGUAUUUUAUUUUUCUUGAAAGUGUUGGUAACAGAAAGCAGGCCGUAGUCGUUGCUUCUUCAGCGAGGAGGUGUAGCCUGCACAAAGACAAGUAAUGAACAAUAAAUAUUCUGAUUAUUUAAGACUCUAUGUACAUGCAAUUUUCAAUUUCGACCUGUAACAAUCUACAUAUCCAGAUCAGAAAAAAAUACUAAAAAGAAAUAAAAAUGUGGCUAAUCUUACAAAGAAACAUUUACUACCUAAAUCCAUAUAUAAUGUGCAGGCAUGUGCAUUAGACUUUACUACCUAAACAGUAAGAUAAUACAAUGCCACAUAUUAACAUCGGCUCAUGUGCCAGUGACUGCAUUAGACGUUCAGCAAAAACAACCACUACCGUUGCUUUAUACUACCUAUUUACAAAACUACCUAUUUUAUGUUCUGCUAUAAUGAUAUAUAUAUAUAUAUAUAUAUAUAUAUAUGAAUUCUAAUUGUAUUAAGUCCGGAGAAAUUGCACACAAAUGUGAAGUAAGGACUGUGUGUAUUUUUAUAUCGUCAAACGGUCGUUUGAUUUAAGCACCAAUUCAAGACGCAUUAUUUACAAAAUAAUCUUUUUUUUCCCCACCCAUAAUCCUACUCUUGAGCCAAAUUUAUGAUGUAGUAUCUUUUAUGUGUUUGCAAUGAUAUUUGAAUAGUAACGUGACCACAUUCUUUGUAUUCCAGGAAUUUGUAUUUGUGUAAAGUUGUCUGUUUAUUCGUCGUAUGCAGUAUUUCUAUGCCCGAGGUCUGCGCCAUUUGAUACAUUGGACGUAUUUUUUGUCAUCUCUACAGCAUGGUGUAUUUGUGUAGGAAAAAAUAUGAAAAAUAAACAAAAAAAUAAAGAAAUAUAACAGAUUGCUUGCCUUCCACAUCUAGAACUGUAUGUGAUCAGUGUUACCUGUGAAUAUUUCAAUUAUUGUUUUUGAGUUCUACACAAAUAAAUAUGUAUAAAUAAACAUCAAGGUAAAACUCUGUUGAAGUAUCUUUCAUAAUAUAUAU